AUGUCUGACCUACAAGCAGAAGUUUCAAAGAAUUUAAUUGACUCUCCGUCACCUCUUAGCCUAAAGAUUAAUCAUUGGUUUGCAGUUUCAGCAUGGAAAUGGUGUACUAACGAUGAUGACUGUGGUAUUUGUCGGAACGCUUUUGAAACAUGUUGUGCAGAUUGUAAACUCCCAGGUGACGAUUGUCCUCUUGUUUGGGGUCAAUGUAAUCAUUGUUUUCAUAUGCAUUGCAUUAUAAAAUGGUUAAAUAGUCAGCAAAUGGCUCAACAUUGUCCUUUAUGUAGACAAGAUUGGCGGUUCCGAGAAUAA
This is a messenger RNA of Schistosoma spindalis, 309 nucleotides long. Lineage: Eukaryota; Metazoa; Platyhelminthes; Trematoda; Strigeidida; Schistosomatidae. The record is from the annotation of a GenBank genome assembly.